UUUUAGAAUUUCUUUUCAUUUAACAAACAUAUCAAUAAAAUUGGAUAUAAGUUGUUUUACUUUUUGUUUUUUUGUUCGCUUGUAUAUGUGGAGGGGCUAAUGGAUUAUUUCUCUGUCAAAUCUGUUCUCAAUAAUUUAUGCAAUCUUAUUCGUUAAUUUAUUUGUUUACCUAAUUGCAACAUAGUGUUAAAUGAAAUUAGGAUGUUCUAUGUAAGCAAAGAAUAAAUCCUGGCCGAAUUAAAUAAUUGUGUAACACUAAAUCAAUAUUCAUCAUACAGAUAUCCUAUUAUUAUUACUACUGCUACUAGUACAACUACUACUACCACUACUAAUACCACUAAUAACGCUGUGAAAAAUCAUAUCAGUAAUUAUAAAUGUUGUAGAAUACAUCAUUCACAAUAUACAAUAUCCAAAGAGAAACCUAUAAAUAAUUGCUGGCAAUAUGCCAAUCCUAAUCUAAAUGAAAUCAAUGAAGAAAAUGAAGAUUUCGAAUAUAUGUCGAAUAAUAAGCAUAUUAAACAUUAUCCAUAUAGACAUGACCAUAAUGAUGAGACAAGCGAUAUGGAUACAGAAGGAACACAAGGAGAAUUGGAAAUGGAGACGAAGGAGAAGGAAAUUAAACAACAAUAUAAUCAAUCUGAUAUUAGUUCUGGUGACAGUACUAGUUUAAGUUAUUCUGAAGGAAAGAAUGUCUUAGAUUUAAGACAAUCGAAUACAGUGCCAUAUUCACUUCCAUUACCAGUUCUUGUACCGAUACCUAUUAUUACUCCUUAUAUAACUAGAACAUAUCCAAAUGUAACAAUGAAUUCGUCUAAAUAUUGUUCAACUAUUGGAAAUCAUUCUAGUGAAGCAGAAUCAUUGUCUUCCAAUCAAUUAGUGCUUGGUGUAAAACUACCAUUUUCUGCACUGGAUUCACAAAUUCGUGCCAAACCACCCCCGUUUGUACGUAUUCCUCCACCACUUUCAACAAAUCAUUAUAAUCUUCAUCAUCAACAUCACCCACUUCAACAUCAUCACCAACAACAAUCAUUACCAUCAGCACUAAUUCAACAAAGAGAAAUUAAUAUUAAGGAAGAUAGUAGUUGUUCUUCACCAUCUUUAUUAUCCAUCCAAGAACCUGUGAUAAUUGCAAAUAAAUCUUCUAACUAUAAAUCCACAAAUAAUACAGUUAAUAGUAAGAAGUCAUCAAAUGACUCUUAUUUAUCAAAAUCAUCAAAUGAUCCACAGUACAUUAAUUUACAAAAUAUAUCUAGAAGUUUCAACAACAACAACUUGUAUAUUACUACAGAUACUACUAUUAAUACUACUACUAAUACUACCAAUCAGAUGAGAAAUAAUAGUAAUGAUAAUAUUUACACUAGUACAUAUGAUAAAGGUUCAUCAUCAAAUAAAUUAGUAGUUUUACCAUCAAGACAAACUAUAGAAUCAAAAUUAAACGCAGUACCUUCUAAUGAAUCAAUGAAAAAAUCGAUUGGCACAAUGAUAACAUCAUAUUCUACAAUAACUUCAAGAAAUCCUUCAACAGAAUGUGUUAUAGUAAAUGAAAUUGCAAGUAAAAAUUUGAAACCAAGAGUUGCUUUUAUUGAACCAGUUAAUAAACAGACUAGUACUACCAGUACUACUAAUACUACUACUAAUGGUGAUAAUAAUGUAACUAAUAAAUUCGAAAUAUCUAACACUCAAAAUAACCAAUCCACUAACAAUAAAAUAAAAUUAACAAAUAAUGAGAAGAAACCUGUAGAUAAACUGAAGUCAAGUUUAUCUGACAGAUUUCCUGGUUGGGGUGUCAUAACAGAUGACGACGACGACGAUGAUGAUUAUGAGAAUGGAAAUGUAAAUGCAGAUGAGAACAAUGUUCAAUGGGAGGAAAUAAUAACAAAUUUAGAAAAUAUAAAACGAUCACCAUUGAAAAAAGAUGCUAAAUAUGAUCGAAUAGAAAACAAGAACUAUGACAUUCAUGAAAACACUUCAAACAAACAUGAAGAAACAAUGAAUACAAAUUAUAAUAUAAAUAAUGAUAAGAUAACAAUGAAAUUUUCAUCAAUAAAUGAACAAUAUUCUAAUUCUAACUUGUCACAAUCAUCAAAUAUAAUAAAUGAUGAAGAAACCAUUUUUCAAGUAAAUCAACAACAACAAUAUUGGCAACCAUUUCCAAGACAAAUCUCUAUUGAAAAACGUCGUCAUUCAUCAAUUUUAACUAAUCCACGUAAAUCACUUGCAAUGAUCUUUUCACAAAUUAGUAAUAAUUUAGGAUUUACACAAGAAACAUCAAUUAAUUAUCCUAAUGAACAUUAUUCAUCUAAUUUUCAUUAA
Molecule: messenger RNA, 2313 nt
Organism: Schistosoma mattheei
Lineage: Eukaryota; Metazoa; Platyhelminthes; Trematoda; Strigeidida; Schistosomatidae
Source: the annotation of a GenBank genome assembly